AUGUCGCCGCCGAAGCCGUGCACUGGGAGGCUGAACGGGCGCUGCGACGUGGCCGUUGUCGCCGCGUCCAACGCCGGCGAUCUGCCACUGGAUGCCUUGUACGAGAUCCUGCUGUGCCUGCCGGUUCUGGCGGUCCCUCCUCUCGGACCCGUAGUUUGCCGUCGCGCACGCCGCCCGUGGCCGAGACCGCCGGAGCCACCGCUUAUCAUCACCGGCUUCUACUCCAACGCCUCCGAAGCCGAGGGCCGCCACGUCCCCGGCAGCGUCGCCAACAUCAUGGAUCUAUCCGGGCGCAUCGUGAAGCAGGUGCGCAUGGACGGGCACAGGGUCAUGAGCAUGCCCCUCAACCUCGCCUGCGUCAGGAGCAUCGCCGAUGGCACCUGCAGACUGCUCGACCCAGCUACGUACAACACGACUGACGCCGCCGCCGCAGCUAUGCGCUACUACGUGUGCACCCUCAGCGGCGGCGGCGGCCGUCCGCGGUGGAGAGCGGUGCAGGGCCCUCCGGACACCUUUUGCCAGACUCGAGGGACGGGCGUGGCCAUUGGUGGAGUCGUCUACUUGUUGAUCGCGGCCGUAUAUUUUGGUGUCAGGAACAAGAACCCAGACGUCCAGCGAGACUGGAUAUACUCGUUUGACCUCGAGACAGAAAAAUGGCUGCCGAAUAUCAAGGGCCCGCCCCAACAAGGCUUCGUCUUUAUCGAUAACCCAGCAGCUCCACCCAAGUUCUUGAGGUUCUCCUUGGCCAACCUGAAUGGCUCAUUGGUUAUCGUCCAUGGCCCGUCUCCCGAGACCAAUAUGGAUCUUUGGUUUCUCAUGGAUUCGGAGAAGAGCCUCUGGGUCAAGCAGUAUAGCAUGGUACAGUUGACGAUGGAACGAUUGCCCGGGUAUUUUCAGCCCUUAGUUGUGUUAGACGAUGGGACGAUAGUCGUAAUAACCACAUGUGCGACUGUGGCAGAGAUGGGCCGUUGCUGCAUUCAGUCGUAA
Miscanthus lutarioriparius is the source of this 987-nucleotide messenger RNA. NCBI's taxonomy places the organism in Eukaryota, Viridiplantae, Streptophyta, Magnoliopsida, Poales, Poaceae. The record is from the annotation of a GenBank genome assembly.